CGUUUUGUUUUUUGAUUGAUCGCGCUCUGUUUAUUUUUCCCGUUGGUUGUUGUGGACUUUGGAACACCCAUUUCUCUUUCGAUUGUGUUUUUCGAUCGUCUAUUUUCGUGGCCAGACAUGAAUGGCUAUUUGAACGUCGUGAAUUAACUGCAUUUGGCCGACAGUUGCUGUUGUCGCCCUUUUUGAAAACUCGUCGUUUUUUGUUUGUCUGUCACACUGGAAGUGAUAUAGUGUUCCAAAUCGAUAUAUUUUCAAGAAAGGAAAUAUACAAACGAAAAGGAAAAUACCAAUGCGACUGACUACAAACAAGGCGUCGGGCUGGCUCACUCGGCUGGUCCUGACCGCCGCCCUUCUUCUCUCGGAAUAUGCCGCCGCUAAUGGUGGUAAACCACCACGGAUCACGGAACAUCCGUCGGACGUGACCGUGCCUCGCCACGACCCGGUGACAUUGCAAUGCUCGGCAGAUGGAUACCCGACGCCAGUCAUCGAGUGGUACCGAGACGGCGAGUUCAUCAUCAGCUCGAGCAACAGCGCCAGUUCCAGCACGUCUACGGCCUCCUCACGCAUCCUCCUGCCAGGCGGCGCCCUCUUCUUCCUGCGUGUCGUUCACAGCCGCAAGGAAAACGAUGCGGGAGUCUACUGGUGUUUAGCGCGAAAUUCGCAAGGAGUGGCCCGUUCGCGCAACGCAACGCUCACCAUUGCGCAUUUACAAACCGAGUUCAGGACGAUACCUCAACCCGUGCAAGGCAUCGUCGGUGAUUCGGUCGUUCUGGAAUGCGAGCCGCCACGCGGCCAUCCGGAGCCGCAAAUCCGCUGGAAGAAAAACGGGCAAUCGCUGGAACUCGAUUUGGAUCUCGGCGUCGAUUCCGACCGGAUCCGAGUGGAGGAGAGCGGCAACUUGGUCAUCACGAAAUUGGCAGCCAGCGACCAAGGACGAUAUGUUUGUGUGGCGCAGAACAUCAUCGGCAACCGCGAGACGUCGCCGGUAUUGUUGACAGUCAACGUUCGUCCGGGAGUCAUUCGCCCACCUCAAGACAUCACGGCGCUAGUCGGCAGUGACGUCAAUUUCGAAUGCGGCGUGACAGGUGAUCCGACUCCCGUCGUAACCUGGCGACGGGUGGACGGAUCUCCGAUGCCCGCCAACGGACGGACCCGGCCCGUCGACCACAACAAAUCUGGACUCGUUUCCGUCCUGCGAAUCGAGCGCAUCAGCGCCUCGGACAGCGGCCGUUACCUGUGCAACGUCGAGAAUUCAUUAGGGUCGAGUUCCGCGUGGGCGCAAUUGACUGUCCUGGUUCCACCUACCUGGGAUUUCGGUUCGACCGCUAGUGGAAACAGUCAGCCCAAUAACUCUCCUUUACCGAAGGAAGCCAGAGCUCACGCUGGACAAACGUUCACGUUGGAUUGCCCGGCCGACGGGUCUCCCAAACCGCUCAUCUUCUGGAGCAGGGAAGGACGAGCGCAACCUUAUUUCGCCAACGUGGCCGACGAGGAUUCGCAAUCCAGGUGGAGCGUCCUGGGCAACGGGACGUUGGUGAUCCGCGACGUGCGCAGGGAGGACGCGUCCGCGUUGUGGUGCGCGGCUGUUAACGAAGCCGGCAGUUUAAUGGCUCGCACCAGACUGGAAGUGAUCUCGAUUUCGAAACCGCCUCCGGUUGUCAUAGAGGUCGGCCCGGCCAACCAGACGCUUCCGACCAAAUCACCGGCUUCGUUACCUUGCCAAGCGGAAGGUCAGCCAGUCAAAUGGACGAAAGAUGGCCGACCGUUGAACGUCAGUUUGGCCGUGGAUACGUUCAAUAAUGGCGGAUCGCAGGGAUCGCAUCACCAGCCGCGCAUCAGCCUUUCAGAUUCGGGUUUAUUAAUGAUUGAGGACUUGCAGCUGAGCGACGCGGGGACGUACACGUGCGAAGUGGGCGAGGACGAUCAGUUCGCCGCCUGGACAGCGACCCUGGCCGUAGCCAGUCCCACCAAUCCUAACGUGGUUUUCUAUCGCAGUCCUAGCGAUCCGAUGGCUCUACCGGGAUCGCCUUCGCAGCCUCGUCUUCUUCAAAAAUCGUCCACUAGUUUGACGAUUGGAUGGCAAAGCGGGUCGCGAAUGGGAGCGUCGACUCUCCUCGGCUACACGAUCGAAGUCUUCAGUUCGGCCGAGGACGAUCACGAUGGCGAAUCGGCUCGUCCCAGGCAAGGCAGUUGGACCUGGACGGGACCUUUCGUUCAAGUCAAACGAGCCUGGCGUAUCGUGACGCGCGGAUUGAAAGCGGAUCAGUUCACUUUGAACGAUCUCCAACCGGCCACGUCUUACACGUUCCUCGUGCGAGCUGAGAACAGUCACGGACUUUCCCUUCCCAGUCCCGUGUCGCCUUGGUUCACGACGUUGCCCGCCAUCAGACACAACGGCCAAGGACAGUGGCAAUCGGCAGCUGAAUUAGAGGAUGUCCGGCUACGGCUCUCCGCCCCGCGGCUUCGUUUGGAUCAAGCUCGCUCUCUCAAUUCGACGAGCGUCCGCCUGUCUUGGCAAUUAUUAGACGGCGAUAGCGACACGACCCUCGAUGCUAUCCACAUCUGGUACCGCCGGGCAGAGGCCAACAAUGAUUCCGACGAUGAUGAAACUUUGAAUGAAGAAGUCGUCCUUCCCAUGAACCGGAUCAUGUCUGCAAACCAUCUGGGGUCGUUCUCUCACACGUUGGGCGCAUUAUCGCCGUACACGCGAUACGUUUUCUUCCUAGUUCCAUCGUUCCGCAACGUCCUCGGACAGCCAUCGAACAGCAAAACGGAACGCACCAUGGAAGCAGUACCAGCUGGUCCACCUUUGAAUCUGGCUGUCAGGCAAUUGAACGCCACAAGUGUAUUGGUUCAGUGGCUACCACCACCCAUUGCUCUACGAAAUGGCAACAUUACUUCCUAUCAGAUAAGCGUAGCUUUGGACGGCACGAAUCCCAGAACUCUACUGGCCAAUCUGACCAUCCCAGCUCUACCGACGUCCGUCGUCAUUGGAGGACUCAACACGAACACAGCCUAUUCCAUCCAGGCGGCCGCAUGGACGCUGAUGGGCCUAGGACCGACAAGUCCACCCGUCGUCUAUCGAAUGGAACCCUUGAUUUCAUCUUCGUCCACUAACGUUCGUUCCGGAUCUUCGUCUCCUUCACUGGCCAAACCGUCGGACGAUGAGAAUUCGAUGGGUGGAUCAGAUUCAGCUCCGCAGGGAGUGACGCAGGUGGUCCAAGAAACCUGGUUCAUUCUGCUGCUCGGUGGCAUUUUAUUGGCAAUUCUUUGUCUGCUCGUGGCCGCGCUUCUCGUGCGUCGCAAUCUGGCCAAAAAGAAAGCGUUGUCUGCUUUGAGCAAGUCCGAUCCCAUCGUCGACGCAAGCUGUCAUGGAAUGGUUGGAGGUGUAGCUGGAACGGUGCGUGGCCGUGAAGCUUUCUGGUCACGGGGAUGGUCGACGUCCAUUGGAAACGCCAAAGAAAUGGAUGCCCAGGCAACGCUUUUACCUCACGGCGUUGGAACGACGGCCAUCAUGAAUCGCUCCUUGGUCCCUCCGCCGGAAUACGCCGAGCUUCUAGGUCACGGUGCCAAUCAGGACCAAUCUCAACAUCAACAUCCGGGACAAUUGAGUCUCAGUUCGUUUUUGCCCAGACGCAAUGCCAACGUCCAGCAACCCCACCCGGCAGCGUACGCGACAACGACCUUGGUCGCCCAUCGCAAUAACCCCGGCAAUAACCAACAGCACUGCGUCAAUCACGAUCCUUACGCCGCUUCGUGUUCGGCCUUUUCGGCGUCUGAUUCCAGUGGGUACACCACCGACGAGCUGGGCGAUCGCUGCCGCCGUCCGUAUCCGUCUGGAAUCAGCUCGAAAAGCCGACAGAGCAACGGUAGCAACGGUGUUAAGCCAUUGCCCAACCUGGGCGAGUUACUUCCACCUCCGCCACGUCAUCCUCCACCCAUCAAUCCAUCCCAGGGUAUAUUUGAUCGACAAAAUACUGAGGCAUUGGCCAACCACUUGGCUAUGAAGAACGCGUCCCUCAACGGGCCUUUACCGGGCCAUUCGUCCCCAGCGUUGUCCAAGAGAAAUAUCGCAUCGAAUGCGCCGGUAACGAACGGACGAUCUUCAAGCUCUCCAUUGGCUGGUUGUGUUACGAGCCAACACGGCGCGACUGGCUCGCACGGUUCGCAUUGCAUCCCCGAUCACUACCAAACUGUGGGUGGCCAGCCAUAUCUCCCGGAGCAAGACGAUGACGUCAGCGACUCUGAAAGUCACGAAAACGAGUACGCUUACGCUUAUCACAACCCGAUCGAGAACGUGAGGUCGAAUGGAAUGCCUUCCGUCAAUCACGAUCAAUGCAAUAUUUCCUACCCGCGUCACAAUAGCUAUUUGCGGCCGUUUAACUCGCAUCAGAAUCAUCAGGGACCUAAACAUCUCAACGCGAACAUGAGCAGCUACGAUCCACAGCAGCCCCGCAGCCUGACAAGUCACUUGCUACCGAAUGGAUCGUGUUUUACGGAUCGCGUCGUCCAACUGGGCAACAUCCAUUCGGUUGAAUCACCAAGGAUUCCUGUAAAGAAUUUUUCCAGUGGCACAGAUUUCUCGUACGAACCCUCGCACAAUUGCCAUGGCUUUGGUAAUGGCCAGGAACGAUCGCAGUCCGAAUGCAACAAUUUCGAAGCUGAUGGCGACGAUGAAAAUGACAGUGGAUCAGACGAUGUUGGCUGCCAGGGUGAGGUUGGCUGUGAUCACAACGAUACCGAGUCUUCGUUGUACGCAGAGGCCAAUAACUACGAUGUACAUUUUGCUGUUCAUCAGCCGAGGGAAUGAAUUCGGAGCCAAAUUAUUAAAAAUUUAAAAAAAAACCAAAACAAAAAAAAAAAAAAAAAACCGCCUAUUUUUUAAAGACAAUUACCUAAUAAUUGCAUGUUCCCUUGUAAAUAAUCUCGGUCAAUAUCAACAAGUUAUUGUCUAGUCAUGUGGAAAGCUUAUUUGUAUGAUACGUGUACAGCUACAAUAAACGCGGGUCAUUCCAUGCAAAA
Daphnia carinata is the source of this 5022-nucleotide messenger RNA. RefSeq names its product protein sax-3-like. The transcript has 8 exons. The record is from RefSeq and is a predicted model, not a curated record. Bases 290 to 4810 code for a protein of 1506 amino acids. Gene Ontology annotation, molecular function: protein binding. NCBI's taxonomy places the organism in Eukaryota, Metazoa, Arthropoda, Branchiopoda, Diplostraca, Daphniidae.